UAAAGAGGUAAUAAAGGAAAAAUAAGGUGGUGAAGAUGUCAAAAGUGUCUCUUGAUGGUAAAAUCACUGAAGAUGACAAAAGGCCACAGUGGGAUAAUAAAAUCCAAUACCUUUUAAGUUGCAUUGGAUUUGCUGUAGGCUUUGGAAAUGUAUGGCGUUUUCCAUACUUGUGCCAAACUUAUGGAGGAGGUGCGUUCUUGAUUCCAUAUGUCAUUGCACUUGUGUUUGAAGGAAUACCAAUAUUUCAUCUUGAACUAGCUAUUGGGCAGCUCUUAAGGAAAGGCAGCAUUGGAGUCUGGAAUCAUAUUUCACCCUACCUGGGAGGAAUUGGUUAUGCUUGCAUGAUGGUAUCGUUCAUAAUCAGCAUCUAUUAUAAUAUGAUUCUUGCCUGGGUGUUGUGGUACCUGGGAAACUCUUUCCAAGAUCCCUUGCCUUGGAGUAUCUGUCCACAAGACACCAGCAAACCGGAGCUCAUUGAAGAAUGUCAUAAAACCUCUAAAUCCACUUACUUCUGGUAUAGACACACACUGAACAUCAGCACAGGGAUCACACAGACUGGCCCUUUUCUUUGGUGGUUGGUCAUAUGUUUGGCCUUUUCCUGGAUUAUUGUUUACCUCUGUACAAUUCGAGGAAUUGAAUCGACUGGAAAGCUCAAAAUCCUAAAAAAUCCACGUGCAUGGCUUGAUGCAGCCACCCAGAUUUUCUUCUCCCUUUCUUUAGCACUUGGAGGACACAUAGCAUAUUCAAGCUACAAUCCACAAAAAAAUGACUGUGAAAAGGAUUCUAUCAUAAUAGCUGCAGUGAACAGUUUAACAUCUAUGUAUGCUUCAAUCUCCAUUUUUUCAAUUCUUGGGUUCAAAGCAACAAUGAACUACAGGGACUGUUUGGAUAGAAAUAUUGCAGCACUCACAACAGCAUUUAAUUUGACGAACCAAAGCAUUUCAAGAGAGAACUAUACAGUCUGGCUUGAGUCUCUGAGUAAAAUUUCUCCACCAACAGUUUCUAAUCUCAAGCUGAAAAAAUGUGAUCUUCAACAUUUCCUUGAUCAGAGUGCUUCUGGACCUGGCCUGGCCUUUAUCGUAUUCACUGAAGUUGUACUGAAGAUGCCUGGAUCCCAAGCAUGGGCAAUUCUGUUUUUCAUCAUGCUCUUCACCCUGGGUCUGUCUUCUAUGUUUGGACUCAUUCAGGGCAUCUUGACUCCUUUCACAGAGUUUCCCAUUGUGUCAAAAUAUUUGCGCAAAGAAGCUUCUUGUGGUAUAAUAUGCUUUAUCUCAUUUUUGACGGGUCUCCUUUUUACUACGCGAUCAGGGAGCUACUGGCUUGAAGUGUUUGAUAGCUAUGGAGGAAGCAUACCAUUGCUGGUCAUUUCUUUCCUUGAAGUGUGCGGUGUUGUAUUUGUUUAUGGACUGAAAAGGUUCUGCAAUGACGUGGAAUGGAUGACUGGACGCCCAGUAAAUUUCUACUGGAAGGCAUCAUGGCAGUUUAUCAGCCCUGUACUAAUGCUUUCAGUCUUUUUGAGUUAUCUAUCUAUUCAGCAUCCAUCAACCUACAACACAUGGAAUCCAAGCUACGAAGGGUUUCCUUCAAAAGAGCCCAAAUUUUACCCCCGCUGGGUUUUAUUCAUCUGUGGCUUGCUUGUGCUCUUACCAUGCAUAUUUAUUCCAAUUGGAGCCAUUUGCCAAUUUAAGAACGUAAUGCUGAAAAGGAAGGAGAAGCAAGUCCUACAUCCAUCUGAAAGCACCGAAGGCAGCUGAUGCUCUAUGAUUCUAUCAUCUGAUUCCAGUAGUCCGCAGUAAACGAGAAGUCCAGGCUACCAACAUAAAAAGUAUAUUAAUUUAAGGCAAUCUAUGAGAAUUAAGAGUGUACAUUGUCUAUGUAAACUUCUGUAGAAUUCUUAGUGAAAGUAGUAAAGCAUUUCAAAUAAACGGCCUUUAUAUUAUAUUCUGCCACGCUAAAGGUUUUCAAGAAUUUAUUUUAUACAUUUUCCCCAUGUUCUUUAACUGAACAAAAGAAAAAGUAUAAUGAGAAAGAGAUAGGGAGGAGAAAAAACACAAUCAAGUAAGUAUAUUCAUACAAGCCAGUUCUUAAAUGACCCGUUGGGUAGAAAUUGAUCAAUGGCUGACGGAGUAAUUUUUGUGAGCACUUUCGGGGCAGGGCCAAAGAUCAAGUGUGGUUCCCUUUUUCCUCUGUGUUGCAAUUUGAGAGAAAGGCAAUGCCUGUCUUGCAAACUUCUCCUAAACCUGUUAAAGUAAGGUUGGGCACGAAAUGGGGUGGAAAAAUGUUUUGUCCCAAAUGCCAAACAAAAACACCCCUAUUCAAAUGUUUUGAACCUCCUGCUGAAGCAACACUCAAAACAUUUUGAGGGUUCUCCCAUGUGAAACAAUGGAAAUUCAAAAGAAGCUCUUGCUACCUCAUUUUUCAUUGUAGGGCCACAAAAAUAGGUGGCAUGGUACUCCUUGCUUAUACUGUCCACCAUCUAACCUAUGGGGCAAAAAUUAAAGUCUGAAUCUUUGCCAGAACUAUCUUCCCUAGACCCAGGGAACAUAUCAAUUAUCUGUAAAAAGAAGAACAGAUCAGCAUAGAUUUGAAUUGAACUUUAUAUAGCAAUCUAGCCAGAGCUACAUCAAUUACUUUCAUAUGGAUUACUUAGUACUAGAGACUGCUCAUUACCAAGAACGGUACAAUAAACACCAAUAGAACUCUUCAUCUUCUUUAGCAGUUAGCCUGGCAACGGAGCUCCCUAUUAUGUCAGCAAAGUACAGGGAAAGAGGAUAAUGUUUUUCUGAUGUAGGCUUAAUGUCUGCAAUAAAACUACAGCUGUAUCUUGAAUCCGUAUGCUUGAGUGCAUAGCCUAAUCUCAGAUUUAUCUAGCAUUCUCCCAUACAUGUUUGAGAGUUAAGGACACAAGGCAAGCUCUCUUGGGGAUAAGCCAUCUGCAAUGUAAUAGCAGGGUUAUAUUGAAUCAAACAUAUAAACAAUGAAGUAUGUUAGGAAAGGUCAGGAUGAUUCAACAGAAUUUAAGGGAAGCAACUUGGUUUUAUAACCGAUCAUUAUAAAAAUACUAUAUAACACCUAGCAUUAUUCUGAUCAGGCUUUAGAGGAUAGAAUAUAGUUUUUGACAACCAUAAAUUACACUUUAGGCACAGCAUCAGGAGAGACAGCUGGCUCACCACUCCUGGAUUACAUUAAUUUUUUCUUAUUUAAAAAAAACAAAAACAAACACCACCAGAAUUUCAAAUUAGACACAUUUUUUAUUGCCUUGUGAAAAAAUACUUUUUGAUUUACUGAGCUUAAGUAGAGCUGAUGUGAAAACUAUUGCCUAAAUUGUCUUAAUCUCUCAAUGAUUCACAAAAUUAAGUAUACAUCCCCUUUUGGACAAGACAGUUGUGCUGUAAUUUACUUAUCAAGAAUUCUUUACAAUUCACUGACAAUGUGACUAUAAUCACAUUGCACAAACUUGACUAGAUGAGGUAAGGCAAAGCUUUAAAAAGAUAACUUGUUACAUUCCAGUUCCUUUGUAGAAAAAGUCUCAAGUGAACACAUGGACAGAAAAAUUAAGCAAGUAGAAG
Python bivittatus (Burmese python) is the source of this 3569-nucleotide messenger RNA. NCBI's taxonomy places the organism in Eukaryota, Metazoa, Chordata, Lepidosauria, Squamata, Pythonidae. The record is from RefSeq and is a predicted model, not a curated record.